UGACACUGACGGGCAAUCGGCCGCGUCCAGAGAAGCAGGCAGCAUCCGGGGAGAGCGGGCCGGCCGGGGGGGGGGGGCCCAGGCAGGCUUCCUGGAACCCUUGCUCCAACGGCCGCCUGCACCCGGACCCAGGCCAGAUAAGAGGCCGGCUGCACUAUCAGAGCCCGGCAGCGCGCUGUCCCCCGGCCCUCGGCACCACAAGGGAGACCGGGGGACAGUGGGCUCCUUGUGAGCAACCUCCCGAGUGGCUAGUCUGGACGGGCUUCCCAGAGUCCCAACUGGGCUCCUGCUGCGGAUGGGAGCCGCCGCUCACCUCGGCGACAGAGAAAGCCAGGCUGCCUGGAGGAGGAGGCGUGCUCCCGCCUGAACGCGGGUACCUGCUCGCCGAGGUGACGGCCAUGUCGGUGAGGCUGCGGUUCCUGUCCUCCGGGGACGCGGGGGCCGUGGGGGUCGUGGGCCGGAGCGCCUCCUUCGCGGGCUUCAGCAGCGCGCAGAGCCGGAGGAUCGCAAAGUCCAUCCACGGGAACUCGGUGAGGUCUCGAAUGCCUGCGAAAUCCUCCAAGAUGUACGGCACACUGCGGAAGGGGUCUGUCUGCCCGGACCCCAAGCCACAGCAAGUGAAGAAGAUCUUUGACGCACUCAAGAGAGGCCUCAAGGAGUAUCUGUGCAUCCAGCAGGCCGAGCUGGAUUACCUGUCAGGUCGCCACAAGGACACCCGCAGGAAUUCGAGGCUGGCUUUCUAUUAUGACCUGGACAAGCAAACGCGCUCUGUGGAAAGGCACAUCCGGAAGAUGGAGUUUCACAUCAGCAAGGUGGAUGAACUCUACGAGGGCUACUGCAUCCAGUGCCGCCUGCGAGAUGGUGCCUCCAACAUGCAGAGGGCCUUCUCCAGGUGCCCGCCCAGCCGCGCCUCCCGAGAGAGCCUGCAGGAGCUGGGCCGCAGCCUGCAGGAGUGCGCUGAGGACAUGUGGCUCAUCGAGGGGGCCCUGGAGGUUCACCUGGGAGAGUUCCACAUCAGGAUGAAAGGCUUGGUGGGCUACGCACGCCUCUGUCCCGGAGACCAGUAUGAGGUGCUCAUGCGCCUGGGCCGCCAGCGCUGGAAGCUGAAGGGCCGGAUCGAGUCAGACGACAGCCAGACCUGGGAGGAGGAGGAGAAGGUCUUCAUCCCCACCCUGCACGAGAACUUCGAGAUCAAGGUGACAGAGCUGAGGGGCCUGAGUUCACUGGCAGUGGGCACAGUGACGUGCGACAUCACUGACUUCUUCACGACCAGGCCACAGGUGAUCGUGCUGGACAUCACAGAGCUGGGCACCAUCAAGCUGCAGCUGGAGGUGCUGUGGAACCCGUUUGAUACUGAGACCCUCCUGAUGUCACCCAGCCCCACAGGCAAGUUCUCCAUGGGCAGCAGGAAGGGCUCCUUGUACAACUGGACACCCCCAAGCACCCCCAGCUUCCGAGAGAGGUAUUACCUGUCUGUCCUGCAGCAGCCAGCGCGGCAGGCUUUGCUGCUGGGGGGGCCAAGGGCCACCUCCAUCCUCAGCUACCUAUCUGACAAUGACCUUCGGGGCCCUGGCCUGCGGAGCCAGAGUCAGGAGCUGCCCGAGAUGGACUCCUUCAGCUCCGAGGACCCCCGAGACACGGAGACCAGCACAUCGGCAUCCACCUCAGACGUGGGGUUCCUGCCCUUGGCCAUUGGCCCCAACUCCUCCAUUGAAGAGGAGGCCCAGGAGGACCCCCAGCCCCUGGGCCUCCUGCCAGAGAUGGACCACCUGGCGGAAGGCUCCUUUGUGGAGCAGCCUGGCUGGAGGAAUUUGGGAAUAGAGGGCCCCAACCUGCCACAGGGCUCCCCAUUCCACAACCAUGCAGCCCCGGGUAGCCAGAAAGACCACGGUGAAGGAGAAACCGAGGACAGAGUGGACGGGCCUGAGGUGAGCCUCGAGAGGCCCCUGCAAGAGGUCCUGGAUUUACUGAGGUCCGUGGACCCCACCCAGCCGCAGCUGCGGGAGCUGGAGUACCAGGUUCUCGGCUUCAGGAACCGGCUGAAGCCCCGCAGAGCCCGCCAGGAGCACGCCUCUGCCGAGAGCCUGAUGGAGUGCAUCCUGGAGAGCUUCGCCUUCCUCAACGCUGACCUUGCCCCGCAGGACCUGUCCCUGUUUGGGGGCUGCCAGGGUCCCCAGAAGGACAGGACCCCGUCCCCACAGAAAGCGUCAUCUGGGGAGCUCACGGCCGGCACCCUGGAGCUGGACAGGCUGCUCACGGUCCACCUCCACGUCUGCAAAGCUCUGCUGCAGAAACUGGCCUCUCCUAAUCUGUCGAGGAUGGUCCAGGAGUGCCUUCUGCAAGAAGCUGCGCAGCAAAAGCAGGUUCUGGAGAUGCUUUCCGUGCUUGAUUUUGAGAAGGUCAGCAAGGCAACAUCCAUUGAAGAAAUCGUUCCGCAGGCCACUCGGAGGAAGGGGUGCCUGAAGCUGUGGAGAGGGUGCACGGAGCCCGGCAGGGUCCUGUCCUGUCCCGCCACGACACUGCUGAACCAGCUCAAGAGAACGUUCCUGCACAGAGUCCGAGGGAAGUACCCGGGACAGCUGGAAAUAGCGUGCAGGAGGCUCCUGGAGCAGGUGGUCAGCUGUGGCGGGCUACUGCCCGGAGCCGGGCCUCCCGAGGAACAGACGGUCACCUGGUUCCAGUUCCACAGCUACCUUCAGAGGCAGAGCGUCUCUGACCUGGACAAGCAUUUUGCCCAGCUCACCAAGGAAGUGACACUUGUCGAGGAGCUGCAGUGUGCGGGGCAGGGCAAGACGGUCCGGAAGCUGCAGGGGAAGCGGCUGGGCCAGCUCCAGCCCCUGCCCCAGACACUAAGGGCCUGGGCACUGCUCCAACUGGACGGGACUCCACGAGUGUGCAGGGCAGCUAGUGUUCGCCUGGCCGGCGCAGCCAAGAACAAGAACUUUCGGGAAAAGGCUUUGCUUUUCUACACCAACGCUCUGACCGAGAACGAUGCCAAACUCCAGCAGGCCGCAUGUGUGGCACUAAAACACCUCAGGGGCAUCGAAAGCAUCGAUCAGAUCGCCAGCCUGUGCCAGUCUGACCUGGAGGCUGUGAGGACAACAGCCCGGGAGGCCACACUGUCGUUCGGUGAGAAAGGACGCUUAGCUUUUGAGAAGAUGGACAAACUCCACUUGGAACAAAGAGAAGAGGCCUUUUGCCAGGAAGCGGAUGUUGAAAUCACGGUAUUUUAAGCCUCAGCCGAUGAGUUCCAAUGUGGCACCUUUGUCUUCGCUCUGCCCCGCCCUGACGCAGGGGCUGAGUUUGGGGUGGGGGAACGCUCUGUGCCCCCACUAAGUGUGAGCUGGCCCGAGCUGCUCCAUCUCCAGACCAGUUACAAAGGCCAGGGGCACAGAUGAGGCCUUUCGUACCAGAGCAGAAGGGGCUGCAGGGCUGUAGAACUUCAAUCACACGGUCAGCUUUUGCUUCUGAGGACCGGACCUUCCCCAGCCAGCUGCACUACCCAGGGGCCACAGCCAGGCAGGACGAGGCCUGCAGCGAAAAGCUCCAAGAGGAACGCGCGGCACUUGGGGUCUCCCUGCGGGUUCUGGUUCCAUAAGGACUGGGAGUGAACUGGCAAGCGGGCUGACUGCUCUUGCCGAGGAUGCCGUGGUCAUGUCGGCAGCAGCAAGCUGUCCCCUUGACAAGCUGGGGACGAUGGGAAGGCACGCAGCCAGGGUUUCACGAUUCACGCUCUUAACCCGAGCUGCAGCCCAAAUGCCACCACGGAGCCUGCUGACCACGGACCUUAUUCCCCCCGCCGAGAAACCCUGCGUGUCAGGUCAGGAAGAGCGUUCACUCUGACCUCACUCACCAACGUGGAAUGAAGCUUCUGAAGCAAGUCAACAUACGGCCUACUAAAUAAACUGCUUCGGAAGUCAUAAGCUGGUUUGAAAAAAGAUUUCACUGAAGAACAUGUUCAAAGAAAGAAAAUUCAUUUCCUAUUUAAAUCUAUUAAAAAACCUCCAACACGCCUCAAACUGUUUUUGUGUGGAGCUGUACAGAGACAGCCUGGGGUAUGAAUGCAACACCUGACAAAGGCACUGGGGACUCUGUGACUGAAACCUUCUCGUGUAAAUUUCCUGUAUAUAUUCUGUGCUUUUCGGUUGAACUUAAGUAUUUAUUUGCCUUGUCCCUAAGUUCGAUUUUCUGAAAUUUCGAUUAAAACGAUUUUUAUGGGUGUUUCCCUUUACCUGAAAAAAGUAGAGAGCAGUGGUUGUAUCCCCAAACCCCCCGGGGAGGGAAAGAGCAGCCCCUCCGGCCCGAAGGCGGGCUCCCCGAUACGCGGCUCUAACGGAGGGCGGCCCCGCCGCCUCAGUGCCCUUGGCACUCCCUGUGCUGGCAGAAGGCCCCCCGAGUGCCCUCUCCUACAGAUACCAAGCAGCACGGACCCUCCUUGUCUAGCCCUUGGCCUCAUCUGAUUUCGGCACCGAAGUUCCGAGUUCAGCAAUUUUUUUCCCCCCACACCGGCAUUCCACCUCUUCGUGAAAGCUUAGAUGCCAUUUUUAUAUCUGAAACCAAGACUGAAGAAGUGACAGUGGGUGUGACACCACCAUCCCGUGGCCACAUGACCAUAGCGCGUGUUUACUCCCCAGUUCCGUGGAUCCUGCCAGGAGGCCCAGCGGCCAGUCAUACAACCCUGGAGGAUAUAAGGGAAUUUUUUGUCCUAUUUUUGCAACAUUUUAUAAAUCUGAAAUUAUUUCAGAGCAAAAAGUCAACCGAUCACUUUAGAGAAGAUUAACGGCGUACAAGGAAGGAAGACUAGGUGACUUUUUUUUAUCCCGUCAUUUCUCUGUCCAGCGUGGCUCGACAGAGGUCCUGAGAAGUGGUGACCGUGGGCCUCAUGGACAGCCGGCUAGGGACACAUUCUGAGCAGUCCUCCAAGCAACUUGAGGAGGUUUGCUAAGGCCGCCCAGGGCCCUGGACAUUCAGAAGGUGGGUUCUGUCGUCGUCUAAGAAGCUGGGUUGAGGCCGGAAGUGUCAGUAAACUCACCGGGAAGGGAACGGCCCCCCAGCUCAAAGGCAAGCACAACCCCGGGAGGCCGCAGUAACUCUUGGCCACCUGACCGACAGCACCUGCUUCUCGGUGGCGGCAAGAAACAGGAGGUUCCCGCCCUUUAGGCCCAUUAAACAAAGGCAUGGGAGGCACCCCAAAUCCAUGUUCUUUAGAAAAAAAAUUUUAUUGUUGCAACUAAAAUGCAAACCCAUCAUUUAUAUGGCAAGUUGGAAAUCUGUACAGUUCGACAGUUCUGUGAGGUCACAGAAGACCCUGAGAUGCGCCCCCCACCCCCCAUCAUGCAUCCAUGUAUACACACACCUGAAAAGGUAUUCUACCAAAACACCUCACUUUUUUUGUGUGUUUUUAUUUUUGUAAAAAUGGUUUAUUCCAUGGCCAUUGUAAAAAAUAAUGACCUGAUGAGUAAAUAUUGGCUUAAGGCAUAUAGCAGAGCAGCUCGCUACUUCUCUAACGUACGUGUAACAAGAUGGACGGCCAUCUGUUUUCCAAGGAUAAGAGGUUAAACCAGUAUAUCCAUUUUGAAAUGCUACUAUAUAUACACACCCAAACUACUACAUACAUAUACAGGACUUCAAAAAACAAACAAACAAGCCCAACUCAAAAAUGCUUACAGCCUCUGGCACCUCAGCCUCAUCCACACCUCACCAAGGCUCUGCGGAGCGAUGCCUCAAACGUUCCCACCACAGAACUUCUCUGCACGGGCUUCUAACACGUGAAAGGCAAAAUGUGAAAAUGCUGGCAGAAGAGCAGCUCGUGAGCUACAGCUGCCUUGUUUUUGUUUUUUCUUGUUAAAAAAGCCACUUAACGUGGAGGUCUCAAGUUCCCUUGCAGGAAGAGUCGUGAGCACCAUCAGUCCCCAGGAUUCAAGGGCGGGCGCAGACGUGGCUCUCAGCAAGGCCCCCGGAACAGGACGACGGCAGGCGGACUCCGAGGGACUGUCACCCAGAUUGCUUCAGGACGUGUGGUUUCCAACAGUUGCCUUGGUUCCAAAUCACCGUCUGCUUGAAGGAGCGUGAACUUCUGAACGUGGAGGCUGAUCCCCAAGGUGUUGGGUGGGGGUGGGGGGGGGAACCCUGCUUGCCUAAAUGUCCAGAGCGUGAGGUGUGACUGCGGCUUCCCAUACCCUUGGAAUGUCUGAGUUACAGUGCGACCCGGAUGGACAAGGCCAGGCCGGGUCUCACCAGGAAGUCACCAGAGUGUCAUGCCAGGAAUUCGGCAAAUAUCUCUUACUGGAAAACAUCACUCCAUUGCUGAAUGGCGAUGAUUUUAGCAAGUCUUAGGAACCACAGCCAUGGAAUGAUCAGAUCAUGCAAAGGUAGACUGGACUUGUACAUGGGGCACAUUAAUAAGCAGAGAGCGAAGUAUUUCUAGCACGUGGUAUUUGAUGGGGACACAAGACGACCGUACAUGCAUUCUAAUACACACAGGGAAAGCAGUGAUUGAGAACAAGGUUCUAGCAGAUAACCGGGAGGGGGUAACUGGGACAAAGUAAUCUCACGUCAUGUAUCUUAAAUAUCCAAAUGUUCAGUAUAUAUCAUCCCAUGCUCUAUAAACAUAUGCCAAACCUCUGCUCACCUUACCCACAAUGUCACGAAAUAACGACUGCUUACAACCGUCCUCCUUCCUAGUACUGGUCUGACGCAGCAGGCUCAUGGCAAAGUCUUACGUUCCCAGCACUACCUGAGGGUUUAUUAUUGUACUUUUUGAUAAAGCCCUUGAUGCAAGGCUGACAUCAAAAAUUUUAAUACAUUAUUGGUUUAAGAAAAUGCUAGUGCACUAUGGAUGCCUUUGGGGAAAACGACAAGAACAAAGAAAUAAAUACGGAGCGGAGAGGCUCACCGCACAGUCUCCGCGGAGGCCCAGGGGGCGGACACCGUCUGCUGCCCACCGGGAUGUGCUGGGCCGCACCAAGAGGGAGCGUGCGGCAGGGCGAGCCUCGCGACUUACGCAGGCCACCAGCACCGGACUCUCCUUUGCUCUCCUCAAAAAAUGGGCUGUGGAUUUGGUAUGCGAAGAAAGGGAGGGGCAGCAAAGUCCAAAGGAGUAACAACCAACAGCCCAGGGCGGGUGGUUUCAGUGCAGAACAAACGUCCGUCCAGGUCACGGCUGGCUACGCUGUCCUCGCCCCCCCCCCCCCCCCCCCCCCCGCGACAGGCCUGCUAGGCGGGCGGUGGGGUGGGUCAGACUAUGUGCCGCUGCCGAACAGGAACCGGAAUGAAACCAAGCAUUUUCAGAUGAGCCCAGCCCCCCCACCGCAGAGCCGCAGACUCACGCACUAGCCCGCCCCCCCCACUCCGGCCCCCAGCCCCUCCAGCCUCCAGCGAAGGGGGUUUCCUUUCUCUUUUACAAGAGCCCCCCUCCCCAAAAAUCACCCUGAAGGAAAAUCUCGUUUACAUGUUGUUAAACCAUCCGAUAUACUCAAAGAUGGUCGCUUGGAAAGAGAGAAAAUAUUUAAAAAUUUUCAAGAAGUCCCGUGAGGUGAUUUCCAUGACCAGAGUUUUGAGGCUAAUCCCCCCUCUUCCCCUCACUUUAACAGCAACAUACUUCUCACGUGUGGAUUUCUACUGAAACAGCAUUUAUAUUCCGAAGAAAGUGGAAAUUGUUCCUUCUGGACCUCAAUGGCAGGGUGAGAAGCUGGUGGCCACCCUGCCGUGACCUCGGACCCCGAGGCAGGGGCCUUGAGGAACCCCAUUUGUGGAGGUGGGGGGAUGAGGGAGGGGCCUGACCCAGAGAGCCGGAAGGAGAAACGAGCAAUGGGAAACCGGUGGGGACACCCUGAGCAAAAGCAGAAGCCGGGCUUUGUUUUCUAGAGCUGGCCUUUUGUUGUUUCUCUUCUAAAAACGGGAAAGCUCGCAGGCACUGUCCAAGCUCAGUAUGCGCACAGCAGAGGAAGCGACUGAGCAAGACCGCGCCCUAAACCCUUAAACCCUCUUCUCCAAAGGAGUUUACAUUCGUAAAAGCAUGGGAAUCUUUCCCUGGGAAAUCAAAUAUAAACUGUGUAUCUGGUGACACCACCUAAGGGUACAAGAAAGUUUCGUAAGUGCCUAGUCUUUUUUUUCCAGAAAUAAAAGCUGCUUUUUAUAAAGGUUAAAAACAACAAUGUGUUGUAAUUCUAUUAUUUUUUUUCAAAAACAAAUAACAAUAACAAAAAAAAAAAAGA
Messenger RNA from Mirounga angustirostris (Northern elephant seal), 8216 nucleotides. RefSeq names its product RIPOR family member 3 (gene RIPOR3). Lineage: Eukaryota; Metazoa; Chordata; Mammalia; Carnivora; Phocidae. The transcript is spliced from 22 exons. The record is from RefSeq and is a predicted model, not a curated record. The coding region runs from base 399 to 3233 and encodes 944 amino acids.